This is a messenger RNA of Rhodamnia argentea, 1294 nucleotides long. Its product is annotated as protein STRICTOSIDINE SYNTHASE-LIKE 2-like. The transcript is spliced from 3 exons. Gene Ontology annotation, molecular function: strictosidine synthase activity. Bases 163 to 1281 code for a protein of 372 amino acids. Gene Ontology annotation, biological process: biosynthetic process. NCBI's taxonomy places the organism in Eukaryota, Viridiplantae, Streptophyta, Magnoliopsida, Myrtales, Myrtaceae. The record is from RefSeq and is a predicted model, not a curated record.
ACGUUCUCCAGAGGUUCGACUCCGACACCAUACCAGACACAGCUCGGCCACUCGUUUCAUAGGACCUACCGUCCAAGCACCGCGAACCAUCGCAUUUUUCUUCGCUCGCCAGCUUUCGGUCGCGAGAAGAAAUCCGAGGCCCUCGUCUCGUACACACGGGCCAUGAAUUCGAAUCACAAGCUCUCCUUCUUCGUAGCGGCGACCGCCGUCGUCUCCGUCCUCUUCACCGUCUACCUGAGAGCCCCCUCCAGCGAACCCGGGACCGUUGACGGCCUCGAGCUGGUUCCGAUGGACCGCGGUGCGGUCGGGCCGGAGAGCUUUGCGUUCGAUCCGCAAGGGGAGGGCCCGUACACCGGCGUGUCGGACGGGCGGGUCGUGAAGUGGGCGGCGACCGAGCGCCGUUGGGUCGAUUUCGCUUUCACUUCUCCGAGCAGAGACGUGUGCGAGAAGCCCCACGAGCAUCGAGAGAUGGAGCACGUUUGCGGACGCCCGCUGGGGCUAGGGUUCGACCCGAGGACGAGCCAUCUUUACAUCGCCGAUGCUUACAUGGGCUUGCUCGCUGUAGGCCCCGCCGGCGGGUUGGCCACGGCGGUCGCUGCCCAAGCGGAUGGCGUUUCCUUUCGGUUCACCAACGGCUUGGACAUUGAUCCACUUAGUGGAGCUGUGUACUUCACCGAUAGCAGCUCGCAGUACCAACGAAGGAACUAUAUUCCUCUAAUUCUGAGCGGGGAUCGAACGGGAAGGCUAAUGAAGUACGACCCGGAAAGCAAUCGCGUGACGACGAUCCUGAACAAUCUCUCGUUCCCCAAUGGAGUGGCCCUCAACGAUGACGGCGACUUCGUUCUAGUCGCCGAGACGAGCACCUGCAGAGUCCUCAAGUACUGGCUCAGACCACCCCACAAAGAAGGGAAGGUCGAGGUUUUCGCUCGGCUCCCCGGAUUCCCGGAUAACAUAAGGAGGAGCCCGAGAGGGGGCUACUGGGUGGGGAUCUUCUCGAGAAGAAACAAGGUUUUCGAGCUGGUUUUAUCGUCUUCCUGGAUGGGGAAGUUCCUGCUCGGGCUACCGAUCGACGCGAUGAAGAUUCACGGGCUGUACGCGAGCUGGAGAGGGAAAGGGAUGGGAGUGAGGUUGAGCGAGGAGGGCGAGGUGGUGGAGAUCUUGGAGGAGAGAGUGGGGAAUCAAUGGAGGUCGAUCAGUGAAGUCGAGGAACGAGAUGGAGGGUUUUUGAUCGGGUCUGUGAACAUGCCAUUUGCAGGCUAUUAUAAGGCCCAAGAAAUUUGAUUGAAAGAGAAAA